Molecule: messenger RNA, 808 nt
Organism: Rhagoletis zephyria (snowberry fruit fly)
Lineage: Eukaryota; Metazoa; Arthropoda; Insecta; Diptera; Tephritidae
Source: RefSeq, a predicted model, not a curated record
AUAUCGAUGGUCACCAAUGGCGAACAUCUGACCGGUUCGCAGUUCUUCUUUACCCUCUCCCACUCACUGGACUACCUCGACGCUCUUCACACCGUCUUCGGCGAGGUGGUCGAGGGCCAGGACGUGCUGACGAGGCUCAAUGAGACGAUCACCGACGAGGCCCACCGGCCCUACCAGGACAUCCUGGUGACGCACACCGUCGUCCUCGAGGACCCUUUCCCGCCGAUCAAGGGACUACGAUUGCCUUCCGCCUCUCCGGAGUACAACUUCGAAGAGCUGCUGAAGAGCUCGGCCAGCGACCGCAUCGGCAUCGGCGAGACGCUCGUCGACGAUGACCUCCCCCCGGAGAAGCUCGAGGAGCAGCUGAAGGACAAGGACGCCAAGCAGCGGGCGCUGGUCCUCGAGAUGAUCGGCGACCUGCCCGACGCGGACGUCGCCCCGCCGGAGAACGUCCUCUUCAUCUGCAAGCUCAAUCCAGUCACCAGGGAGGAGGACCUCGAGGUGAUCUUCAGCCGCUUCGGGGCGAUUGUCAGCUGCGAAAUUAUCACCGACGAGCGCACCGGGGAGAGCCUUCAGUACGGCUUCAUCGAGUUUGAGCGACCGGAGGACUGCGAGAAGGCCUACUUCAAGAUGGACAACGUUCUGAUUGAUGACCGGCGCAUUCACGUCGACUUCAGCCAGUCGGUGUCAAAGUUGAAAUGGAAAGGCAAAGGCCGCGGCGUCACCUACGUCAACGACGAGAAUGAGCAGGCGAAUGAGCGCUCGGCGGCGAACUAUGUUCGCUCUAUGGGAGCUAGUGUUGGCGGCG